Messenger RNA from Arxiozyma heterogenica, 1185 nucleotides. It is a transcript of the gene CBS2, whose product is annotated as Cbs2p. Gene Ontology annotation, molecular function: 2-dehydropantoate 2-reductase activity; NADP binding. The record is from RefSeq and is a predicted model, not a curated record. NCBI's taxonomy places the organism in Eukaryota, Fungi, Ascomycota, Saccharomycetes, Saccharomycetales, Saccharomycetaceae. Gene Ontology annotation, cellular component: cytoplasm; mitochondrion. The transcript has a single exon. The coding region runs from base 1 to 1185 and encodes 394 amino acids.
AUGCAGCUGCCACGGAUUUAUACCUUGGGCAGUUCUCCUUUAUUCCUACUGAUAUCUCACGAAAUUGCCAGACUAUCAGACCCUUCUAAGAAUAUUCCAAAUCUAAUUCUUUUACUUAGUGACCCAUUAAAAUUGAAAAGAUUUCUAAAUAAUGAUUCUAAAAUAGUUGUAAAAGGCGGUAGUGUUUCAUCAGACCCAAUCUUUCAAUAUAUGGCAGCUUGUACACCUCCUACUUUGGUAACAAAUGAUAAAAUAAUCUUGGAGAAUUUGGUCGUUAUGGAAAGAAAUCCAAAGAAGCUAUUGGCAGAUUUUAAAAAAUAUAAGGGCUCAUUAAAUGAUAAAUCAAACGUUUUAUUGAUUAAUCCACCAAUGGGUAUCCUCGAGAUACUUGAAAAUAAGAUUUGGGAUGAUUCAAAGAAACCAAAGUUUUUUCUUGGAUUGACAGAUAAAGAUGAACAGUUAUUGACAGUUAAUAAAUCAAUAUAUAAUUCAAAUUUGAUAUUGAAUACUGCUAUGUUAUCACAAUAUUCUAAAGAGUUUUCUGUACAGUUAAAUCCUUUACUUUGGGGUGAUAAGAUACGAUUAAUGAUAACACAAAUUCCAAUACUAACUACAGAUUUGCAAAGCCGCUUAAGUUUUAAUCAAACUAUAAAGAAUAAUAAUUUAAAAGAACAAAAUGAUUUAAUUCAUAUUAUGUCACAAUUGAAUAAAUUUAAUACUUCAAUAAUCGAGUUUACUGAUUUCCAAUGUUUAAGGUUAGAAAAAUGCAUAAUGAAUAGUUGUAUUGAAUCCUUAGCUGUACUUUUUGAUUGCAAAUAUGUUCAUGAUUUAUUGAUGAUUAAAAAUUAUAAAACACUAUUAAAAGUUAUAAUAGCUGAGCAGCUUGAAAUCAUAACAAAAUCCUACCCGUAUCUUUUGGACUCUACUGAUUUUUAUACAAUAUUUAAUGUUGAUAGAUUAUAUGAACUUAUAAUUAUGAGAUUGCAAGAUUUUAAGUCAAAAUCAAGGGCGUAUAAAGAUAUGCAAAGAUUGAACUUACAGAUAAUAGAUGAUUUAAAUGGUUAUUUUGUUCGUUUAGGGUAUAAAAAUAAAAUUAAUUGUAAAUGGAAUAAAAUGUUGUCUUGGUUAUUAAGAGGUAAAUUAGAUAUCAAAAAGCAAACUUUAAAAUCAAACUUUCACAUGUAA